AUGGACCAAGAUUCAGUAGAGUCGUCGCCAGAACGUGCGGUCUCAUCAGAGCCUUGUUCGAUACAUCCAUUUCCAUUUGAUGAUAACGAACAACAUUCUGCGAGAAAGAGACAAAAGACUUCUAAGAGUGAUUCAAGAAGCAGGUCGGUUGAUACAAAUCCAGCCUCAGAUAUUCUGCCCGAUUCAAUGUCGUCACCGAAAGAUGUCCCAGAUGUUCUUCAAGAUCCUCUCCCACCAAGCACUCCAACACGACCUACGACGGCGCAUUCUCAAGUCGAGCGAACAUCCAGUCGAGUUACAAUUAAUCUGCGAACCCCUCAACCUCCAAUAGAAUCGAACCUCUCCAGCCCCAGUCCGGCUUCUCCUAAUACUCCAUCGAAAAUGACAAAUACUGAGGAAGACGAAGGUGCCAGAAUCAGUAUUGAAUCCGAGAGCGAUGUCUUAUCAACUGUGCCAGCUUCAGUUCUCGAAUCUCCCUCUUCCUCUCCUUCUGUGAUGGAAGGAAGUCCAGAGGUUGAAAUCAUCCCUGUCAGUUCUGAUAACCCUGAGCGAAGCCCAACUCUGGCUAUUAUCGAUGAGGAGGAAGUUUUUCCUGAUCCUCUAAGUCACUUUCCUUCCCAACACCGUGGAGAAAAUAUUAUGCAGGCACUCAAGAGGGUUAUCCAAAUUUUGCAAUAUGAAGCCAUUGAAACUGAGGAUGUAUUUGUCCAACUCCGAGAUUGGAUAGAUAAUUUUCUCCGCUUCGCCAAUUCAGAUAAUCGCUUGCAUGGCGCAUUCAUUAGGCAUAAAGAGUUUUGGCUUGCAUUUCCAGAGUUGAUAUGGGGAUUGAAUUUCCGAACCCGUUAUUUCGGACAGUUCAUGCAUAGAAACGACCCCCGUUCGAAGUCUCUAGCCCAAUUCCUUUAUCAGUACGCCAGACUAUCCGGGAGCUUUCUCGCAAUGGAUGUCAAAACGUUAUCGUAUGACACAGACUCAACACCGGAUCUCGUAGCGCCUCGUUACCUUCCAACUUAUAGUCACCUACUAAAGGUUGAUCUGGAGGCAGGUCAUAUUGGAAAAAGUGUGGAGAACUACUAUCACUGGAGGUGGGAAGAAGAUACUGCUGAGUUUUUAUCUUAUUUUGAGGCUGGGGGCGCAUCGAUCUUUAAUCUCACCAAGUACGUUGAAGGGCAGUUGAGAUUUCUACCCAAUCUUCCAAGAUUAUUUGAUAAUUUGACCGAGCCGUCAAGAUUGGUGGAGAAAAUAAAUUCUGCUGCCGCAGGGUUCAAAAGACACCUACCACACGGUAUCCACGGCGGCCUGCAUCAAGUUGACGACGCAAACCGGAAGUUGACCCAUGGAUAUGAAUUCUUCAUUAUUAUGUCUUCAGCGCUGGAGUCUAUCAUUGAGAAAAAUGUCACAUUUCUCUCUCCGGAUGCUGCAGCUACGCAUAUUAAUUCUCUCGCGCAAAUAUCAUUGCACUCGAUGGCGUGCAAUCCUCGAGUAGCAAAGGAUCGAAUCGAAAUUCAGAGAAAGGCCUACCCCGAUGCUCCAGACACACACCUCUCCAAGAUCAUUUCUCUUGAGUGGAAGUUUUCCGUUCUCAAAAAACUUAUCACUUCAGCUCAGAUGCAACUUCGAGUGGUUGGCGUAACAACCAUGUGCCAAGAUCUCUUGAUGCUUCACAGUAAUUAUCGAUCAAAAGAAGGACUCCCCAAUGGUGGUUUAAUUCUACACCACUUUGCAAAGUUGAUAUUACAACAUAAGCUGAUUGACUAUAUUGUCGGUAUUGGAUCUCACCCCGAAAUUAUUAAUGAGAGCAGCAACAUCCUUGGCUUCUUGGUCGUUACGAAGUCGUACGAGGACGAGCAGACCGACACCAUCUGGCAGACUGUGAUGACAAGCCAGGACCCAAGGGUUGUGGAAGCCAUUUUGAGAAUGGUGAAAAAAGUUUUAAGCUUAUACGAGUAUCCAGCUUGUCUCUACAUAUGUCAGAAGGUUGCUGCUCUCCCAAUACAGGCGUUUACUGUCGCAAUGAGAGAUUUUUGCGAAAAUCUUUUCAGAGAGAUUUCCAACAAAUCGGGUCGUAGAGAGCUCGACGCUCCUCCUUAUGACAUAUGCGUCCGGCUGAUCCGUGAGUCAUCAAUUGCCAGCGAUGGUUGCCCGAACGGUUAUCCUGAGAUUCAGAAUUUUGCUGCAACUCACCUUCGUGAACUGCUUGUGCAUGGACCUGGUCAGGAAGCCCGCAGAGAUAUCUACCUGAGUUGUAUAAAGGACAUCUCUGAUAUGACGACCACCGCACCGGGCAGCAUAUGUGUCAUCAGUGCAUUACUUCAUCAAAGUUUGCUGCCGGAUCUUCACACUCUUACCACUGGACAUGGCCUUACAAGAUUAAUGGUCGAUGAAUUGGAAUUGAGUAUAGCUAAAAACCGCUCUCUCGCUUAUGAUAGCCCUACCAAUAUUGCUCGUCGCGAAAUCUUGCUACAAAUCAUUUUGGUGGAGGCCGACACGAUCAAUACCGAACUAGGGACACGACUUUGGAAUUUGUUGGUGGGAGCCCAAUCAAACGAUACCGCCGAUCGCGUAGCAGGCUGGCAAAUCUUGAACAAGGCUUUCCAGAAACAAAAGUUUACCAACAGAUACCUUGCCAUUUGCUUUCAGAACUAUCUGCCAAGACUGGAACCUAUUUACUUUUUGGAAGGUACCUUGCUAUUUGUGAAGAGCGGGAUCUAUUUCUGGCUAAAGGAGAAAGAAGAUGAGUCCCCCGAAAACGAGAAUGUUAAGCUAGAUUUGUCGUUCGACUUUCUCGCCAUGGAGCAGUUAUGGCGAAUAAUCGGGAGCGCCCCCCAAGGACCAGUCUAUGAAAUGGCCAUUCAAGAACUUGUGGGUGUUUACGUGGGCCCCUUCAUCGAAAAGUUACCUCUCCUCAAGGCACGAGAGUUACAUCUAGCAUUUCUCACGCGAUGCUUGGGCAACCUCGCAGAUGCUGCAGGCAAAUUGAAGACUGCUGGUGAUGAUCGAGCCAGUGGAGAGGAUGAUGAUAUGGUCAUGGUGAUACCGGAGUCUCAAAUUCACGUACAGGACCUGCUUUUCACUCGAUCACUUGCAGCUUUGCAAGCAUUCCUCACGGCUUAUUCAAGCAACAACCACUUUGCCACCCGAAAGUUGCGAUCCGCUGUCACUAUCCCAUCAGAUGCUGUACAGGGCGCUGCUAUCAAGAUCCGGUAUCAAGUAUUUGAUGAAACUACGUCGUCUAUAAAGGAGCUUACCAUAGGCGCGUUAGACACAGCUGCUACAUUAGUUGCAAAAUUGCAGAGGGAAACGGAUUUCACUUCUUGCAGAGUAUUUUACAGUGGAAAGGAGUUCAAACACGAUGAGACCGAAUUGUGUAAGUCUGUGGAAGAUCUCAAUCUGAAUGGACUUGUCCUUGUCAAGCGCCGUGAUGAUGGAGACCCUCCAUUGCUAAGCAACAAUGGUCCCCUCCAAUUGGAGAUUACAAAGAAGUUCGAUCAACUUUGGAGCUAUCUUGGCAUGCAAGAAAAUUUGGCAGAAAAGAUUUACUCAUUUCUCAUUCAAUUUCCCGUCUAUGACAGAGUUCUGCAGGAUCUUGGCAAUUCUACUGUCCCCUAUACCGAAAUAUUUCCGCUCGGGCAACCAUACAAAGCUUUGUAUGGGCUGUAUGGAUUGAAGCAGUAUAUUUCCUCUCAGUCUCUAAAGGGAUCCGUGGAUGAGACUGUUUUCAAUCGAGCGAUAAUUUUACUCAUUGCUGCGAUCUCCGAUCCGAAAUUCCUUGGAAAUUGUGCGCCGCAAGCAAUUAGACAAACUCUAGCCAUGCAUUUUGUCAGCAGCUUGGCAUCACUUCUUAAGGACCCCUCUCUACCUCCAUCAUCGACGGUCGGCAUUGACGACAAGCUUUUGAGACGUCUCCUAGAUUUACUAUACGCUGCCAAAUUAGUAACGACUACAGAAACCUCGGUUCAUUUGAUAUGGACAAGUGUUGAAGCUUUACUUGAAGUUGCCACUCAAAACUCUGCUUUAUGGAGUACCUUUGUUCGCCAUCUCAAGGACAGCACUCUCCUAAAGGAUCUUCUCUUAGAAGAUCCUCGCCCAUUCGUCAGAAAAGCCAUUUUGAAAUCCAUCACGGGUAAAUGUACCUUUAACCCUAAUUCGACUUGUGUUUCCACAUCGGAGGUUGCUGUUACAUUAUGGCCGACAUUAGCCAAUUUGAUACCCGAGGCUGCCGAGAGACCCAAACAGUGCGAGGAGACGUUCCUACUUGCACUGACGAUGUUCAAAAGAGUUUUAGAAACAACGGUCGAUUUAGAUCUCAACACAGUCGCUCAGGAAUGGGGCAAUCUACUCCUCAACCACAAGAACUACGAAGACGUCGGGCUACCUGAAACUGUUGAUAUGGUCACCCAAGGGUUAAUCAACUUAUUGCAUCAUGCUGUAACUACCAUGAAACAAUCCGAACAAAAACUGUCCUGCGGGGAUCUUGCAGUUGAGCUUUUCAAGAGACAUUUGUUUCCCACUCUCUCAACCGAGGAGGAUAUUGGAAUAGAUGGACUCAUUGCCCAAAAAAUCCCAGUGAUAAAUUCUAGAAACCGGAAUGCCAUGGGAGAGACGGUAUUGGCUCUAGUCAAGGACGAUACUACCCAGUAUAAAGAAGUAUUGCAAUUACUGUCAGAUACCAUUCCUUAUGAUUCAAGAUCCGAUAAUCCUUAUCUUUUGGAAAUGUCAGUGAGCUUUGAAAGAUCGAAGUAUAUCAGAUCGCCAACCGGCUAUGUUGGUCUGAAGAAUCUUUCUAAUACGUGCUACCUCAACUCUUUGACGACACAACUAUUCAUGAAUGUGUCGUUUAGGGAAUUCAUUUUCAACUCGCAUAUCGCUGUUCCUGGAUCACAAAAGCUCCUGCUUGAGACUCAACAACUAUUUUCUUUCAUGCAAAACAGCAUGAGAAGAUUUGUCGACCCAACCAAUUUUGCUACGGCUAUCCCAACUUAUGAAGAGCUUGAGCUCGAUGUCACCGUUCAAAUGGAUGUUGACGAAUUUUACAAUCUGCUCUUCGACCGUUUGGAGCGUGAAAAAUUAACAGACGAUGACAAGCGCAAAGUCCGUUCAUUUUAUGGAGGCAAAUUGGUACAGCAAGUCAAGUCUAAAGAGUGCCCUCAUAUAUCAGGGAGAGUAGAGGACUUCUCCGCCAUCCAAUGUGAUAUCAAGGGGAAAAAGUCACUCGAAGAAAGUCUGCAGGCUUAUGUCGAAGGCGAGGCCAUGGAAGGCGAUAACAAAUACAAAUGCGAGACUUGCAAUCGUCAUGUUGAUGCAGUCAAACGAGCGUGUCUUAAGGAUGUGCCGGACAAUUUAAUCUUUCAUUUGAAAAGAUUCGAUUUUAAUCUUCGCACACUCACACGAAAUAAGAUCAACGACCACUUCGCAUUUCCAUCAUCGAUCGAUAUGCGGCCUUAUAAGGUUGAAUACCUCAUGAAUGAAUCAGGCGAAGUUGAAGAGGAUAUUUUUGAGCUUGUUGGUGUUCUUGUCCACUCUGGAACAGCAGAAUCCGGCCAUUACUAUUCUUUCAUCCGAGAGCGGCCACAAGUUGAUGGCAAAGGGAAUUGGGUGGAGUUCAACGAUGAGAACGUGACUUCUUGGGAUCCAGUUUUCAUGGAGGCAGCCUGCUACGGUGGCCUUGAACCUGGGACUGUUGAGAACCCCCUGCAGUUCGAAAAGAAUUAUAGUGCCUAUAUGCUGUUUUACCAACGUUCUUCAACGUUGACCGUCACAAAGGAAGAAGUGGCGAAAAAGAAGAACGCAAAUCCAUUAAAGGUAGCCGUCAAUCGGCCACAGGCAAAUCACAUAACUAUGGAGAACGAGCUUGUAAUGCGCAAAUACUGUCUCUACGAUCCUGCCCAUGCUCUUUUCGUUCGGAAUAUUUUUGAAAACACAAGGCACUUGAACAAGAUUAAGAACAGUGGGAUCUGCUCAGAUUCGCACGAUCUUGAAAAACAGGCCAUGUGGGUUGCAAUGUCUCAUCUGGACCAAGUUGUCGCACGUUCAAAAGAUGUCCCAGACAUUGGAAUAUUCGUAAAUACUUUGCGAGUACAAUGUCAACAUUGCGGAGAGUGCAGCCGCGACUUUCUUGACUUUCUCUGUAGAUGCACUGAUUCUUUCCGUUUCUUGCUUCUGAGAUGUCCUGAAACCAUGGUCCGUUCAGAGGUAGGUAUUUUAGUCCUCGGAGCGUUGAUGGCGGUUAAAAAUGGGAUUGCUUAUGCAUACGGUCUUGCUAAAGGUGGGAUCGUUAAGCCCGGAGAGCCGAAUUUGCUUCAAGAAGUGGUUGGUGCCUUAACUCGACUAUAUGAAAAUUUUCAUAAUAGUCUAAGAGCUUGGCCUGAAUACUUCGGCUUGCUCGCCAGCAUCGCCAACAUUGGGAAUGAUGAAGCAGCAUUCAUUCUCGACUCGGGAUUUCUCAUGAAAACUUUAGAUAUCAUCUGUGCAGAUCCUAUUGACACUCAUAGCCCUCAAAUAAUGCGGAUGCUUACAUUUAUUGCCAAGAAGAAUUCGACAGCAAGACAGGUCUCUUAUGAUAGCAUCAUCGACCUCUUAUCCCGACUUAUCUUAACUUGCGACCCGGCGGUUCCUGAAACUAACCAAUCUGAUUCCCGCCUACAGCUAUUCCUUGGUGGUCAUAGCAUACCCUUCACAUGGGAAGAAAGACAGAGAAUAGAUUGCCACUGGACGAGGACCAACGCCCAUGUCCUUACUGAGAAGCUUCUCAUAAUUAAUCAGAACCAGCACGCAACGAAAUCAAUCAUGGCCAGGAUCUUACAUUUUCCGGAUCAGAACCAUCUUGACCAAUAUGUGUAUUGUGCAAUCACUCACGGCAUCAGAAGAAACACCUCAUUAUCCUGGAGUCCGUUUUUGAGAGCGGCGGUAUUGUAUUGCGAGCAUUCAGAAAAUCCGCAAGCGAUUCUGGAAAUUGCUACUCAUAUUGCUAAGGCUUCGGUCCACAUUGAACAUAACGAGGGAUCAGAAUAUCUUCGCUUCUUCAGAGAUCUCAUCAAUCUGCAGAGCAAUCACAACGACGUUUCUCGGGAAGAUAUCACGAGUGUUGUCUUACAUACAACUUCUCAUUGGGUCCCUCUACUUCUCACUCAUUUUGAAAGUUCUGUCAGAUCUGAUACUGAAGAGUUCCUUGGAGAAAUCAUCUUUAAUAUGGGUAUCGAGGUGGACAAUACUGCACCAGGGGGCGAAAUGGACCUGGCGUUAAGCAGGAUAAAAAUGUCUCAAAAGCUAGGCCACGCUUGUUUAGAUUAUCUACAUGAAGUCUAUAUACGACAACGAGUGCAACCCGUGAGGACAAUUAUGAUUAACAUCGAGCAUGUUAUUGGUCUUUGCCUUCAAUAUUUUGAGCCCGGACAAGCAGCCGAUGCAUACAAACAGAAAGUAGAAUCUGUCUGGAAAGACUUGAGAAGAUAUAUGGUUGAUGAAGCAGACGAGGAAGCCUCUGAAUGGGGUAAUUCCGAUGAUGAUUAUGGCUCUGAUGAACCUAUCGACAGCAUAACGGAACUUUGCGAGCCUAUGGAUAGCGAAUUGGAGGUACAGCUCUAA
Molecule: messenger RNA, 7584 nt
Organism: Sclerotinia borealis F-4128
Lineage: Eukaryota; Fungi; Ascomycota; Leotiomycetes; Helotiales; Sclerotiniaceae
Source: the annotation of a GenBank genome assembly